This is a messenger RNA of Austrofundulus limnaeus, 684 nucleotides long. RefSeq names its product alkB homolog 7 (gene alkbh7). Gene Ontology annotation, biological process: fatty acid metabolic process; DNA damage response. Gene Ontology annotation, cellular component: mitochondrial matrix. NCBI's taxonomy places the organism in Eukaryota, Metazoa, Chordata, Actinopteri, Cyprinodontiformes, Rivulidae. The record is from RefSeq and is a predicted model, not a curated record.
GCAUUGCGGUUUAUCAUGGCGACUUCAACGAUUUGACCCUUGCUAGCCUAACUCAAAGGACCAGCUGAAGAUAAGCAAAGCCUGUGCGGAAAGUUUGAGUCACUUCACUUUAUACUUGAGGAUGAAAGUGUUGUUUACAGCGCUAAAACGAACCUAUAAGGCUGCUGGUUACGUCUGCCGCCGGAGUUCCCACGCUGGCAGCGGCCCGGUGUUGCCUCUCGCAGGUGAGGUGAUAGUGGGGUCCAGCCGGGAGCUCGUGCGAGGUCUAGGCUCUCAGGUGGAGGUGAGGACGAGCUUCAUCACUGAGGAGGAGGAAGCUGCUUUUCUGCACGAGCUGGAACCAGGACUGAAGAAGAAACGCUACGAGUUCGACCACUGGGACGAUGCAAUUCAUGGCUACAGAGAGACCGAGCGGCUGAGGUGGGGCCCAACCUGCGAAGAAAUCCUGAACCGUGUCCGGUCUGUGGCAUUUCUYGACAGCAGUCCUCUCCUUGGCCCCGUGCAUGUUCUAGAUUUGGACAAAACCGGCUACAUUAAGCCACAUAUCGACAGUGUGAAGUUUUGUGGCAGCACCAUUGCUGGCUUGAGUCUUCUGUCAGACAGUGUUAUGCAUUUAGUAAAGGAGGACGCUCCGCACGAAUGGGUGGACCUAUUGCUCUCUCGACGCUCUCUCUACAUAAUGAG